GCAGGUGCGGGCGAGUGGACAUGCGCGGGCGCGAGCGGGGAGUCGAGUGUGGUGCGAAGUGGGCGGCCAGCAUGUUCCAGAACCCCGGAGCGGAACCAGAACGUCCGGGGGCCCUGGGAGAAUGACGGGGGGCCCGCACGCCAAUUCGUGCGAACGUCGGUCUGAUGUCUGUUGCGCCCUUGGAUUUCCGAUUUGUCCACAUGUCCUCUUUCCAUCCCCGCCGACCAGAGGAACAGUACACUGCGCUUCCUCCCAGCAGCAUGUCCUCUCUCGGCAGCCCCAGGGCCGCGCAGGGGCAUCCCAACCGCGACACGAUCACCUCUGUCGCCAAUGGCCAUCUCGGCGGCGACUACGGGCCCUACUCGUACGCCCCCUCCCCUGAGGCCGGCAACCUGCGGUACAGCGCAGCCAUGUCCGACCGCCAGUUCCCCACCUCCGAAGCCCCCUCCUCCCGCCGCCUCGUUGACCGCAGUAGCACCGUCCCGUCAUACCAGUGGAACAAGGAACCCGAGAUCGACGACGCCCUGCACGACCCGCGCGCCAAGCUCGACCCCCGGUUCACCCUCUUCUCGCUAAGAGGGUGGCUGAACGGGCUCACCCUCUUCAUCCUCGCCCUGGGCAUCCUGAUGUUGUUCUUGGGGUACCCGCUCUACGAUGCAUUCGGACGCCAUGUCACUAGGAUCAGUGGAUAUAACCUCGGUGGGAUCAAUGGCUCCGGCCAAAUCCCCGAUCUGGCCAUCCCGCUACUCAUCGACAAAGAUACCCCGUCCAACGUCUACUCGCGAACAGGCCACGAUGGGCGGAAAUAUGCGCUCAUCUUCAGUGACGAGUUCGAGCAGGAGCAACGGACAUUCUAUCCGGGAGAUGACCCGUACUGGGAGGCGGUGGACUUCCACUACUGGCCAACAGGCGAUCUCGAGUGGUAUGACCCUCAAGCCAUCACGACAGAAGGCGGCCGUCUCAAGAUCACCAUGACCGAGCAGGAGACCCACAAUUUAAACUUCCAGAGCGGCAUGCUGCAAUCCUGGAAUAAGUUCUGCUUCACGACUGGCUACAUCGAGGCGAAGGUCAGCCUACCGGGCUCGUCAACUUCGCCAGGGUAUUGGCCAGGUGUCUGGACCAUGGGAAACUUGGGACGCGCUGGUUAUGGAGCCACGACGGAGGGAAUGUGGCCGUAUUCAUACGACGCAUGCGACACGGGCACUUUCCCCAACCAGACGAGCAAGGACGGCGUUCCUGACCUUCGCCAUGCCUCUACGUGGGGCGGCAAGCUGAGCUAUUUGCCCGGCCAGCGCACAUCUGCAUGCACUUGCAAAGGCGAGGAUCAUCCUGGUCCUGACGUCAGCAUGGGACGUGCCGUCCCUGAAAUGGACUUGAUCGAAGCCCAAAUCGACGUGUCGAACUUCCGUGGACAGGCCUCCCAGUCCUUCCAGCUGGCGCCCUUCGACUACCAAUACUACAUCGACAACACUACGAUCACGCUAUACGAUGAAGACGUCACCGUCGUCAACUCGUACCACGGUAGCGAAUGGCAGGAGGCGGCUAGUGCUCUUACCUACUUCGACGACUCGGCGUAUGGCGAGAAUGGCGAGCUCACCGUUGGGCUGGAGUACUGGUCGAACCCGGACAAUCGCCAGGAGGGGUACAUCACAUGGUAUAUCAAUGGCAAGGAGACUUGGACACUACCAGCAGCUGCCCUGCCAGCGCGGUCGAACCUCGACAUAUCUGAGCGGCUGAUACCUGAGGAGCCGAUGUAUCUCAUCAUGAACCUGGGCAUGUCGCCUGGUUUCCAGCAGCAGGAUUACGAGCAUAUGACCUUCCCGGCGUACAUGUAUGUCGACUACGUGCGCGUAUACCAGCGGGAAGGCCUCGAUACCGACCAGUCGAUUGGCUGCGACCCGUCAAAGCGACCGACAGCAGACUACAUCGCAAACCACGCACCAGCGUACAACAACCCAAAUUACACAACAUGGGCGCAGGCCGGAUAUAAUUUCCCGCUAAACUCCCUGUACGACGGUUGUUAGGGUCGUCGCGGACAAUAGCGGCUAUUUAUUAGACGAGGGGCGCGUGGGACUACGUGCAUGGGCAUUUCGACUCUCGAGACUCGAAGGACAACGCUUUGCGGCCACAGUGUAAACAUUUAUAUUAUCGCUUUCGUUCUGGGUUUGUUGCAUGGACACACUGCACAUUUGUACAUGUAUAGGCUUAUUCUUAAUUGUCCUGUGUCACCGGGUGUGUGCUUUGGGGCAUGCGCUCGCUGUUUGCUACACGCUCUUUACUACUCGCCGCUCAUUUGUCGCCUUCGGUUCGUCCGCCCGUGCCCGGGACCCAUACUUCCUUCCAUUCGACGGAUUAUUGUGCUUUCGUCAUGUACUGGUACCGAUAGGCGUUCCCCGAAUCCGAUGCACGGUUCUCGAAGCGCUA
Messenger RNA from Schizophyllum commune H4-8, 2424 nucleotides. RefSeq names its product beta-glucan synthesis-associated. The coding region runs from base 201 to 2024 and encodes 607 amino acids. Gene Ontology annotation, molecular function: glucosidase activity. Gene Ontology annotation, cellular component: endoplasmic reticulum membrane; plasma membrane. The record is from RefSeq and is a predicted model, not a curated record. The transcript is spliced from 9 exons. Lineage: Eukaryota; Fungi; Basidiomycota; Agaricomycetes; Agaricales; Schizophyllaceae. Gene Ontology annotation, biological process: (1->6)-beta-D-glucan biosynthetic process; fungal-type cell wall organization.